Molecule: messenger RNA, 756 nt
Organism: Exaiptasia diaphana
Lineage: Eukaryota; Metazoa; Cnidaria; Anthozoa; Actiniaria; Aiptasiidae
Product: phosphate regulon transcriptional regulatory protein PhoB-like
Exons: 1
Biological process (GO): phosphorelay signal transduction system; regulation of DNA-templated transcription
Cellular component (GO): cytosol; protein-DNA complex
Molecular function (GO): phosphorelay response regulator activity; DNA-binding transcription activator activity; transcription cis-regulatory region binding
Source: RefSeq, a predicted model, not a curated record
AAUUGGCGGCAGCCGAACCUAUUCGAAGUCGGACUGUGGAGACGGAUUGCAGUGACACGUCAGAAGAUCGUAGUUAUCGAAGAUGAGCCCGAUAUCCUUGAGGUUGUCGAGUACAACCUGAGCCGAGAGGGCUUUCAGGUCAUCACGGCGACCACUGGCGACCAAGGGCUGGAAGCCGUCAGCCGGGAGGCGCCGGAUUUGGUGCUCUUAGACUUAUUCCUUCCGGGAAUCGACGGCAUCGAAGUCUGCCGCAAGAUCAAGAUGGAUCCGAUGACCCAGCGGAUUCCGAUCAUCAUGGUCAGCGCAAAAGGCGAAGAGAGCGACAUCGUUUUGGGUUUGGGGGUCGGCGCCGACGACUACGUCACCAAGCCGUUUCGCCCCAAGGAGCUGAUCGCUCGGGUCAAGGCAGUUCUAAGACGCGGCUCAUUGCGCGCCGAAGGCAGCGGCUCCGAGCGUUUGGUACGGGGCGAGCUGUCGAUCGACGGCGCUCGCCAUGAGGUGCGGGUCGAUCAGAAGGCGGUGGUUUUCACCGCUACAGAGUUCCGGCUCCUACAUCUGCUCGCGUCCCACCCCGGCCGUGUUUUUACUCGGGAUCAAUUGGUCUCCCGGGUGAUCGGCGGUGGCGCUGCGGUCAUAGACCGAAAUAUCGACGUGCAUAUUCGCUCGAUCCGGAAGAAGCUCGGUCACCUGCGCAAUAUGAUCGGCACCAUCCGCGGUGUGGGCUACCGAUUCCAGGAUGACGGCCUAGAGGACUGA